AUGAUCACAGCCACCGAAGUCCUCAAAGCAUGGGAUGCCUGCGACAAAACCGACUCCGCCUUCAUUCUCAUCUGCAGCGUCUUUUGCUGGCCAAUCAUCCCCGCCGUCGGACUAGGAUAUUCAGGAUACUCGACACGGCGGAGCGGGUUGGCUUCUUUCAUGCCAGCAUUGCUGGCAGUUUCCGUUUGCACAAUUCAAUGGUGGUUGUUUGGAUACUCGCUUGCUUAUGGUGAGGGCAAUGGCUUCAUUGGCGACUUGAAACAUUUCAUGCAUCUUGAUGUUUUGGCUGAGCCUGUGGGGACUAUUCCUGCUAUUUUAUUCAGCGAGUUCCAGUUGAUUUUUUGUGCUACUGUUUGUGCUAUUGCUAUUGGUGGGGUUUGUGAGAGGGGAAGGCUGCUGCCGUUGAUUCCGUUCAUCUUUCUCUGGGCCACCUUUGUCUACUGCCCACUCGCCCACAUGGUCUGGGGCGGUGGCUUCCUCGGCGAACUCGGCGUCCUCGACUUCGCUGGUGGCACUCCUGUACAUAUCUGCUCGGGCGCCACAGCAACAGCCCUCAGCAUCUACCUCUCCUACCCACUCUUCCGCUCCCGCAAGUCCGCAGAAAGAACGCCAGCUCAUCUGGUCCUACAUAAACCCCACAACACACUGAGUCAAUUGCUCGCCCUCGUCACUAUCUGGGGCUCAUGGUUGGCCUUCGACGCUGGCACCACACUUGCUUUCAACUUCAAAUCUGUCAUGGCGAUGUGUGUGACGAAUCUUUGUGCUGCGUCAGGCGCCAUGACUUGGGCUUGCAUGACUUAUUAUGAGACUGGAAAGUGGUCGCUGGAUUCGACGUUCUUGGGCGCCAUCUCUGGUCUGGUCAUGAUCACCCCUUCCGCUGGCUUCAUCGACAUGGCCACAGCGUUCUUCUUCGGUAUCACUGGUGCAGUUGUAUCGAGACAAGCUCUGCGGAUCAAGUUCACCGACUUCGCAAGACGGUGGAAGUGGGUUGACAAUGGCGACACCUUCGCUACUCACUGCAUUGGUGGAUUUGUCGGUACCAUUGCGACUGGCCUCUUUGCUCAAAAGGAGGUCGCCGCUCUUGAUGGAGUCACAGAGAUUGUCGGUGGUGUCUUCUUCGACGGCAAUGCGAGACAGCUUGGUGUUCAGAUUGUGGAAGCCUUGAUCGGAUUCACUUGGGCAUUCAGCGUCUCAUACAUCAUCAUCGCCCUGAUCGACUGCGUCCCAGGCUGGGAAGUGCUGGCGACCGACAAAGAUGUUAUGAUUGGCAUGGACGCAUCUCAGAUGGGCGAGUCACUGUAUGAAGAUCAGUGGAAAGGAGAGGAGGAUUACCAGCCGUUCGCCGCAACGAUUCAGUUGGAGUAG
Messenger RNA from Aureobasidium pullulans EXF-150, 1365 nucleotides. RefSeq lists its product as uncharacterized. The coding region runs from base 1 to 1365 and encodes 454 amino acids. Gene Ontology annotation, biological process: ammonium transmembrane transport. The record is from RefSeq and is a predicted model, not a curated record. Lineage: Eukaryota; Fungi; Ascomycota; Dothideomycetes; Dothideales; Saccotheciaceae. Gene Ontology annotation, molecular function: ammonium channel activity. The transcript has 2 exons. Gene Ontology annotation, cellular component: plasma membrane.